Messenger RNA from Daphnia magna, 2817 nucleotides. It is a transcript of the gene Neos, whose product is annotated as nuclear receptor coactivator 5. Lineage: Eukaryota; Metazoa; Arthropoda; Branchiopoda; Diplostraca; Daphniidae. The coding region runs from base 165 to 2051 and encodes 628 amino acids. Gene Ontology annotation, molecular function: RNA binding. The record is from RefSeq and is a predicted model, not a curated record. The transcript is spliced from 7 exons.
UGCAUUUCUGAGAACGGGACGCUGCCAGAUUUCUUUGGUCAGAAUUGGCAACGUUGGUUAGAUUUAGCUUUUUGGACGCCAUUCGCGCUAAGCAGUAAACAUAAAAAAGAUCCCGGCUUUUCAUUCAAAGUGAAACGUCUUACCAUUUUAUUAACAGAAUCAAAAUGAGCUUUCGGCGUGGACGUGGUGUCGGUAAUGGAAGAUUUGCUGGUGGACGAGACAUGGAUAGUGGACGAGGAAGAGGUGGUGGCAGAGACAGUGGUCCACCAAGAGGACCGGACAGGCUUUCAAAUCACACUUCAGAUGCAUCAAUGGCCAGCGCCCGUAUUUUUGUGGGAAACCUACCCACCAAUGACCCUAGACUCACCAAGGAGUUGCUUGAAGAAAACUUCAGUCAAUUUGGGCACAUAAUGGGCAUAUCCAUUCUGAAAGGCUUUGGAUUCAUCCAAUACGCUGAUGAAAUCAGUGCAGAGAAUGCCAUUAGGGGAGCUCAGAACAUGGAAAUCCUUGCUCACCGAAUGGAUGUGAAAAAUGUGAAAUCUGGGAAAGAUGGACUUCCAAUGCCUGGCAAUGCUGGGGUUGGUGGAGGAGGAGGUGGAAGUGUUGGUGGAGGCCCCGAUCCCGGCAAUUAUCGAGAUCGUUCACCAAUCAGACGAAGAGAAUUUGAUAUGCCUAUGCGUGGAAGGGAACCAGAUAUGCCUCCCAGAGGACGAGAUCCCGAAAUGCUUAUGCGCGGAGGUCCUCCUCACCGUGAUUUGGAUCGCCCAUCUCGCGACUUUGACGGGAGAGAACAACGUGAUUGGGGCAGAGACCAGAUGGACAUGAUGGAUCCCUACCAUGGAGACCCCUACGGCAUGGAACGUGAGCGAGAUAUGCAUCCCAGAGACUCGUUUAUUCCUCCGCUAGGAGACCACCGAGGAAAUUUCGGUGGCGGUGGCCCAGGUCCGAAACCGAGCGGAAUGAACAUGGCCAAUGAAGUCGAAAUUGUCGUCACUGCUAAAACGGGCCCACUGAGACAGUAUGCCGAACGCAUCGAGAGCCGCAUCCGAGCUCAAGGAUUAGCCGUCGACGUUCUCUUUCCUCACGAGGAUAUUCCCAUCCGGCAGGUGCUAGCCGACUUGUCUUCACGAGGCACACUCUACGGCAUCGUCUUAUCUCCCAUCAACCCGGAGCACGGCAGCAUCACGCUCAACAUCCUAUUCGGCCAGCCGGAAGAGCACCGGAAUAUUCCGGUGGAGGAUGCUUUCGCACUGUUGUCGUCGUCCUUGCAGCGCUAUCAACAGCAACAGGGUGGUGGUGGAGGAGGCCGUGGUGGUCUCGGCGGAGUGGAACAGCGCGGAGGUUUGAUGGACUCGGUGGCCUCCGAUUCCCGAGGCAGAGGCGGAAUGCAGAUGCAGGCCGGACUAGAGCCCCACCAUGCCAACAUGCAAACGCUCAUCAAUUUGUUGCAGGAGAAUCGACCGUUGACCAUCGUGGAAUACGAUCGUCUCAUCCGCUAUUUGAGCGACAGACGCGACCGACAGAUGGCCGAAGAGGCCCGCGGUGGCGGCGGUGGUCUGGCCGGCAGCCAACCGGCUUAUCUCCUUGGCGGAUACUCUUCCGGUGGAGCUGCGCAGGGCGGUGGCGGACAAGACAAUCCGAUGGAGUUGCAACAGAGGAUACUUAGCAUUUUGAAUUCGAGCGCGGGUGGGGUCGGGGCUGGCAUUGUGGGCGCCGGUCCAGUUCCUGCCCCCGUUCCGGCUCCGCACCUCAACUCGUCGGCACUGAACGCGUCGUGGAACGCGGGCGGUGACGUCAGCUCGUCCGGACAGCAGCAACAGCGAUCCGGCAACGAUAUUUCUGCUGGUCAUCCUGACGGACAGAAAGGCGGCGGUGGUGGUGGCGGUGGUGGCCUGGCCGACGGCCUUUUACCCACCGGCCCUAACAUGUUGAAGCAUUACAACCAAUCUGGACCGGGAGGCGCCAGACAACAACAGCAAGACUCUUCUCACCGGCCCAUGCAGUCACAACAACAGCCGGGCGGUUAUUAUGGCAUGGGCAAACGCUUUUAGAAAGGGGGGAAAAUUCAAAAACGAAACUAAAAACAUUCAAACAAAACAAACACACCAACAAAUGACGAUGAGAGAGAAGGGGGGAUGGAAACGAUCUAUAAAAAACACUCACACAACAACCUAGAAACAAGUAAAAAAAAAGAAAAAAAAAGGAGCUAUUUAAAACGGAAUUCAGAGCAAGACAAAUAUUUAAAUUUAGUCUUUUUUUGUGCAUUUUUUUUUCUUUGUUUUUAAAUGCCCGGAAAUUCUUCAAAAUGACAACCAAAGGAAGACAUUAGGUCGAUGUUUUUUUUUUGUAAUCGAUUUUUUGCUUCUUUUUUUCUCUCUCUCUUCAUUUCUUUCAUCCGUCAUGAUCAUAUGCGGUAGGAUCGAAUUCGCCGAUUUACCCCAAACUUUUUUUUUCUUUUCGUCUUGUCAUCGUCGUUUUUUUUUUUCUUUUCUCUCUCUCCUGAUUUGAAAUCGGGAUUUUUUUGCCCCCCCUCCCUGUGGUGUCAAGUAACAAAAAAAUUUUGAUUAUUUUUUUUUUCAUCACCCAAUUAUAUAUCAACAAGGAGCCACACGCAUUCAGAGCCAGCCGAAUAAGUUAGAGGUCCCUUUCCCCCUGAGCCCCCCCCCCUUUCAUGCUGAUUUUUUCUUUGCCCCUCAUCUCAAACAUAAAAAAAAAAAUUUUUGAUUAUCCAUUAUUUUCGUGUUUUUGAUCACCUUUUCGUUUUUUUUUUUUAAAUCGACAUAAAACUGUGCACGUCGUGCGUCUUUUUUUUUCAAA